AAACUACCAAAACACAUUUCGUAUGGAAGUGAAAUACGACUUCAGUCAGCAGCAGUAAUAAUUUGUUGUGCACGUAAACAGAGGCAGGCAGCCAAAGCAGUUAGUGCCCAGCAUGGCCGCAUCAAAAUUAAUGAGAGCUAUCAGGGUGUCAGAGUUUGGAGCCCCUUCAGUUUUAAAACUAUGCUUAGACCUACCUGUGCCAAGUCCUGGCCAGAAACAGGUCCUGAUUCGGGUUCAUGCAUGUGGGGUGAACCCAGUGGAGACUUACAUCCGCUCUGGAUCUUAUGCCAGAAAGCCCAGCUUGCCUUAUACUCCAGGAUCAGACGUGUCUGGUGUGAUUGAAGCCGUAGGGGAGGAUGUUCGCCUGCUACGGGCAGGUGACCGAGUCUUCACCACAGGCACCGUGACAGGAGGAUAUGCCGAAUAUACUGUUGCCUCCGAGGACACUGUUUACAAACUUCCAGAUUCUCUUGAUUUCAAACAGGGUGCAGCUAUUGGUAUCCCAUAUUUCACUGCAUACAGGGCAUUAUUUCACAAGGCUCAUGCUAAAGCUGGAGAGACUGUUCUUAUCCACGGAGCAAGUGGUGGGGUGGGCAUUGCAGCAUGCCAGAUUGCACGAGCGUUUGGACUUAAGGUGCUGGGUACAGCAGGGACACCAGAGGGGAUGAAGCUGGUCCUCAGUAAUGGAGCUCAUCUUGUUUUCAACCACAGAGACAAAGACUACCUAGAAAAAAUUAAGGAAGCUACCAACAAUCAAGGUGUCAAUGUGAUCAUCGAGAUGUUGUCCAACGUCAACCUUAGCAAUGACCUACACAUGCUUGAUUUCGGUGGAAGAGUGAUCAUUGUCGGCUGUAGAGGUCCUAUUGAGAUUAACCCCAGAGACACAAUGUCCAAGGAGUCGAGCAUCAUUGGCAUGGCUCUGUUCUAUGCAACUAAGGAAGAAAAAUCGGAGUGUGCAGCAUCACUUUUUGCAGGAAUAGAGGCAGGCUGGUUGAAACCAGCUGUAGGUCCAGAAUAUACACUUGAUCGGGCUGCACAGACUCAUGAUGACAUCAUCAGCAGCACUGGAGCCAGUGGAAAGAUGAUUCUGAUCAUGUGAAAUUAUGCAGCCUGUGACAAUGAAACGUCAAAUGUCAGUCUUUGAAUCAACUGCCAGACGUACACAAUUUUGAUGUACACAAUAUUUUGAAGGAACUUUUGAUGUAAAAAUAAUGUAAUAGAGAUUUAACCUAUUAUUUACAAAUUUUAAUCACUAAUUAAUCUUUGAAGGCAUUAAUGCACCUAUUUUUGUAUAAUCUAUGUAAUUCCUUCAUACGUGAAGUUAAUACGUCUCAAAUAGUAUUUUCAUUUUAAAAGUAUCUAAACUUGUAGAUAACCAAUACAGCAUAUUAUAAUUAUUUGGCUGCUGAUGGCAUUUAUUCUUCUUUCUUCAGCUGCAAAAUUGUUUGUCCCUUUACAGCUUUUUUGACGUUUAAAGUGUGAAAGAUGAAACAAUGUAAGUUGAACUUGUGUGUGUUCUUGCCUGUCAGGUAUCAGUUUUGGACACUGUACCGCAUUUCUGAGAUCAGGUAUCACACUGGCUCAACGCAUGCUCUGUUUGCAUGUAACUGAACACAGCCGUAUUGUAGCUGUAAGAUAUGCGGUGUGAGAGCAGGGCAGUGGAGCCGGUGAGAAAAUAAUAUUUUGAGGAGGAAGUUUUGAAAUGAACAGUCAGUUUUGGAAACAAGCGUAUGGACAGUGCUCGAUUGGGUGUGGUAAGAAAAACGUGUGCAUGUCAUCAUUAUGUCUGGUUAAUAUUAUUAGCAUAGUUUUAAUAUGAGCACAGACUAUUUAGAAAUAUAUAUUCUUAAGCAUUUGUUUAGUUUUACACAAUCUAAGUUUGGAGUGUUGGAUGAAUGUAAUUCUAGUUAGUUUGCUUUACAAAACCUUCAGAUAUAUCUGAAGUUUUCACACAUAGAUAGUAAUAUUAUGUUUAAAGUAUUUGCUUUGUGAAUAGUAUGUCACUGGAAAACAUUUCACAAGACAUUUUUAAGAUCUAGCUCAAAAUACUAUACAGAUAAUUUAUUAUAGCAUGUUAAAAUUUCCACUUUGUAGGUGUAAGCAAAAAUGUGCAAUUUUUCUUGUUAAAUGCAAAUGAGUUGAUCUCUGCACUAAAUGGCAGUAUGGUGGUUGGAUAGUGCAGAUUAAGAGGCAGUAUUAUCCCCUUCUGACAUCACAAGGGGAGCCAAAUUUCAAUGACCUAUUUUUUCACAUCCUUGCAGAGAAUGGUUUACCAAAACUAAGUUAUUACUAGGUUGAUCUUUUACACAUUUUCUAGGUUGAUUGAAGCACUGUGGACCCAAUUAUAGCACGGAAAAAGUCAGAUUUUCAUGAUAUGUCCCCUUUAAAGGGUCAAGUAAUCCAAAUCUAUAUUUGUUCACACAUAAAACAUUCCAAGCCAUUAUGACUUUCUUCCAUAGAAUACUAGAGGAGAAUUCCCAAAAAUCCUGAUGUUUCCCAUUAAAUGAAAGCAAAUGGUGACUGGGUUUGUCAG
Messenger RNA from Paramisgurnus dabryanus, 2533 nucleotides. It is a transcript of the gene cryz, whose product is annotated as crystallin, zeta (quinone reductase). The record is from RefSeq and is a predicted model, not a curated record. Gene Ontology annotation, cellular component: cytosol. NCBI's taxonomy places the organism in Eukaryota, Metazoa, Chordata, Actinopteri, Cypriniformes, Cobitidae. Gene Ontology annotation, molecular function: zinc ion binding; NADPH binding; quinone reductase (NADPH) activity.